AGAUUCAGUUAUUUGAGUUAAUUUUUGGUCUUUAAUGAUUUGGAGAGCACAACAAGAGACUAGUGAUGGCCUUAUUAAUUUUGGUUGUUCAAAUAUUUGAUUGCUUUUGCAACAGGAUUUUCAAUUGAGAUCACGAGUAUGUUGACUCAAUUAGAUGAGGGUGAUGAAAAGAUUCCCUAAAUUCAAUGUAUCAAAAAUAUUUUGAUAAAAUUUAAAUAUAUUUCUUUUUUUUAUACGUAAGAGACAUUACUUUAGAAUUUUGUAUUAGAUAAAAAGAAGAAGAAAUUAAAAGAAAAUCAAGAAAUUUUGAAUGGACGUAAAUUAAUCAAUAUAUAUUAUUAUAUUAAUAUGAGAUAACAAUAAUCAAAUAAAUCCUUUAAUAUCCCAAAUGCUUCAUUUUACAUUUCGAUUGCAUCUAUGAUUGCUAUUGAAUUAUAUUCUCUCUAUCGAUUUUCGAUCAUUUGUAAAUCAAAUAAGGUUAAAGGAACUACAGAAGGUUUAUGAAUCUAAUUAAUAUUUAGGCUUUUUUGGAAUUUUAAGAGAUCAUUCAGACCCAUAAUGGGGAGAAUUUGCUGGACAUUUGGCGGAAAUAUUGGCUUUUCAAGUAAUUUUUUUGAUUGGCUCAUAUACUGUUAAAUAUUAUAGCAAGUUGGAAAAUAAAUAAAGAAACUUAUAAUACUAUAACAUUUUUCUUGGAAUGAUUUAUGCUUUCUAUUUACAUAGCUUUGGGAUGGUCUUUUAAUUAAUGAUAAUCAUAGGUUAUUAUUUAUUUUAAAAAGUAAAGAAAUUCUUAACUAUAAAUUAGAUAUUUUAUAAAAUGAAAUAUUUUAUUCCUAUUUUGUGGAUUCUAGCGUUAAUGACUCUCUGGUCAAAUGAAAAAUUUUCAGGAUAUUCAUUCAUAAUGCUAUCUCCAUAGUUAAAAUUCUUAGAAGAUUAUAAAAAUAAUAGUCAAUUAGUAAGAUGGAACAUUGUAUUUAAUAUGAUUUUAUUGAGGAUUAUCAGUUUUUCUGUAGAUAGAGUUUGGGCUUCUUAAUAGAAUGCUAGAUACAAGUAAUUUAUUGAUAAUACAUAAAGAUAUGAUUUAAUUCACAAAAAACAAUCAUUUAAAACAUAUCGAGACAGAGUACAAGAACCUCAACCUAUAGAUGAAUAUAACUUUUUAGGUUAUCUUAGCUUUUUAUUUUAUGUUCCUUUGCUUUUUUCAGGGCCAUCAAUGGGCUACAAUGCAUUUAAUUCUUAAUUAAAAAUCCCACAAUAGCAAAUGAAUAGUGCAUAAGUCCUAAAAUAUAUUUUAAGAGUUUAUUUUGUUGAUUUGUUAACUUUUGAAAUUUUUUUACACAUUUGCUAUCCUAACGCUCUUCCAAAAAUCCGUGGUAAUUUUGAAAUUUUGAAAACCUUUUCAGCUUUUGAAUUUCAUGUUAUGGGUUUCACAAAUCUCAUAUUUUUAUGGUACAAAUUUCUCACAAUUUGGAGAAUAGCCAGAGGAUGGGCGUUACUUGAUGGUAUUCUAUGUUCUAAAAUAGGAAUUGAAACACCUGAAAAUAUGAACAGAUGCAUCUAUAACAAUUAUAAUUUCAGCGGUUUUUGGAGAUCUUGGCAUAGAAGUUUCAACUAAUGGCUAAUUAGAUAUAUAUAUGUACCUUUAGGGGGAUCUAAAUAUAAAUCUUUUAAUAUGUGGGCUAUUUUUACAUUUGUUGCUUUAUGGCAUGAUUUUAAAUUGGAUCUUUUACUUUGGGCUUGGAUCAUUUGUUUAGCACUUAUUCCUGAGAUUGCUUUGUAAAAAUAUUUUGACAAAGAAUUCUUCUAUAAAAAACCAUGGUUUUUAUGGUUGUGUAGAUUAGGGGGAGGAUUCUAAAUUGAAAUGAUGUGCUUAGCUAAUCUUAUAGGAUUUGGUAAUGGUCACGAAGGGAUGGAUGUUAUCCUUUAAAAAUUUAUGAGUUGGGAAGGUUUGUUGUGCUUCUUAUUCUAUUGUGUUAUUAGAAAUGGAUUUGCAACAACUAUACAAUUUAGGAUAAGGGAUGAUGAAAAAGCAGAGUCAAAUGAAAAAAACUUUUGAU
Messenger RNA from Paramecium sonneborni, 2057 nucleotides. Lineage: Eukaryota; Ciliophora; Oligohymenophorea; Peniculida; Parameciidae. The record is from the annotation of a GenBank genome assembly.